Messenger RNA from Alnus glutinosa, 1656 nucleotides. RefSeq names its product glutaminyl-peptide cyclotransferase. Gene Ontology annotation, molecular function: glutaminyl-peptide cyclotransferase activity. The coding region runs from base 75 to 1058 and encodes 327 amino acids. The record is from RefSeq and is a predicted model, not a curated record. The transcript is spliced from 11 exons. NCBI's taxonomy places the organism in Eukaryota, Viridiplantae, Streptophyta, Magnoliopsida, Fagales, Betulaceae.
AAUUCUGACCGCGCGUACCUAUUCAUUGUCGUCGCAAACCCAAAUCCCCAUGAACAGCAACCCUCGAUCAUUUCAUGGCAAUCGGAUCGCUUCACAAGAGAAAGCACAGCAAGCGAUCAAGUCUUAAGCCGCACACGGCAAUGGCUUUGCGCCCGAGCCCUUCUUCCAACCACGAAAAAUCCUAUCUGCUUGUUUCGGUUCUUUUGGUUCUCUCUGUUGUUGUUCUACUGGGCAUUUCAUCGAGCGCGUGGAGCAAGUUCAAAUCCCUUGACGAGUCAUUUCCCAGAAUCUACACGAUCGAGGUAGUUAACGAGUUUCCUCACGAUCCCCAUGCCUUCACUCAGGGGCUUCUUUAUGGAGGAAAUAACACCCUAUUUGAGUCAACUGGUCUUUAUAAGGAGUCAUCAGUUCGGAAAGUAGCUCUUCAGAGUGGGAAGGUUGAGGUUCUCCAAAAGAUGGAUGAUUCUUACUUUGGGGAGGGUUUAACUCUUCUUGGUGAAAGGCUGUUCCAAGUAACGUGGUUGAAGAAUACCGGUUUCAUAUAUGACCGAAAUAAUUUAAGCAAAUUUGAGAAAUUUACUCAUCAAAUGCAAGAUGGUUGGGGUCUGGCAACUGAUGGAGAGUUCUUGUUCGGGAGUGAUGGGACUUCAACAUUGUAUCUGAUCGACCCUCAAACAUUUAGAGUCAUAGGACAAAAAAUUGUCAAAUAUAAUGGUCAUGAAGUACACAACCUUAACGAACUGGAGUUUAUAAACAAAGAAGUUUGGGCGAAUGUUUGGCAGACUGAUUGCAUUGCUAGAGUUUCACCUGAGGAUGGUACUGUGCUUGGAUGGAUUCUCCUCCAAACUUUAAGGGAAAAAGUGGCAGCAGCUGCAAAUUCUGCUAUUGAUGUUUUGAAUGGCAUAGCUUGGGAUAGUGAGGAGAAACGUAUUUUUGUAACCGGAAAACUUUGGCCAAAGCUUUAUGAGAUCAAGUUGGAUUCAGCAAAGAAACAAUAUACAAGUGGAGAUAUCGAGCGGUUUUGCUUGCGGAUGCCAGUCCAUUUUGCAAAGCCAUAGCUAAAUACUUGAAGGUCUAGACAUGCUACUUCUGAACUUCUUAAAGAUCUUGCAAUUUUGAGUUGAUAUGUAGCAUUCCUCCUAUAAAUUAGGUCAAUGUCCAGGAAACGCAUUUCACUGUUAUUUACAGAUUUGUACAGGAAACGGAUGCCAUUUUGGGAAAGAGAGCAGUGUUUGGAACAAAUUACAGUAGUAGUAAAAAGGUAGUAACUGGCAUUUUUGAAAGAAUUAUUUGGAUGAGAAAAAGGAAUCCAAUUAGAAAAAGAUUAAAAAAUAAAAAAUAAAAAAAAUCAGUCGUGUGGGUGCCAGUUGAUUCAACUGAUAAAGUUUCAUGUUGAUCUUUAAAAGAUGGAAUAAGUUAUAUAGUUGGAGCGGAAGGGUUUAAGGUAAGAGAGAGUUCAUUGAGAUUCCAAGGAGUAGCUCAAUCGACUAGAAGCCUAGAAUUAUGCUUUAUAGCUUUAUAAAAUAGAGGUUAUUAGUUCGAAUUUUUCUUUUUCCUUCCUUUGGGUAUUUUUUACUUGUGGUUGUGUAGUGCAUAGGUCUAAGCGGACCAGAGUAUGUAUUGGCCAAUGAUAUAAGAGUAUUUCCUUCUUAACUA